AUGAUCGCAACCUCCAGCCCGGCGAGGGGGCCGGCGGACCUUGCGGAAGACCUGGACGACCUUGAACAGUUACCUAAGGCAUAUAUUGCCAUCAUCAUACAGCAGGCUCUGCGACGAACCCGCGCCGCGGGGGACGAGCUGAGGAAUGGGUUGGGGACGAUCGAAUCAUCGUCGACCGGACUGGGGGAGAGGGGGGCAAAGUGGAAUGCGGAUCUGGCAAUAGCAGCGUUUCUCAAGCGGCCAGAGGAUGCAGUGGAGAGGUUGGCUGAACAAUGUCAAUGUUCGUACGAAUACACGCGGUGGAGAAAAGACGCGGAUUGCCCCGAUCGCGCCGAGGGGAGCGGCUCGGCGCACGCUGCAACAAGAGCUGCAGUUGCCAGCCCAUGGCAAGUACCGUAUACGAGGGACUACCCCGGGGUGCACGAGGAAGGUCGAAUCAGCCUUGGGGAAACACGGCAAACGUUGAAGCCGACGCUUAGGCGCACGCCCCGUGUCCCCAUCGGUGGUCACCCCAACGGCAAAGGCGAAUGA
Messenger RNA from Penicillium argentinense, 531 nucleotides. RefSeq lists its product as uncharacterized. The transcript has 2 exons. NCBI's taxonomy places the organism in Eukaryota, Fungi, Ascomycota, Eurotiomycetes, Eurotiales, Aspergillaceae. The record is from RefSeq and is a predicted model, not a curated record. The coding region runs from base 1 to 531 and encodes 176 amino acids.